AUGGAGUCCUAUCUGGCAUGGUUAGCCUGUGGGUCUCCAGAGGCAGCUGUCAGAUACAGACGGGCCAAGCAGAAUGCGGCUCUGGUGGUCACUGAAGCAAAAACUCGGGUGUGGGAGGAGUUCAAUGAGGUGAUGGAAAGAUUAGAAGAUCUCUACCAACUCACACGCAAGAGGAAAUACGAGCUGAAAGUGGACCUGCAGGACUUUGAUGGAGUGACAGUUUACGCCCAGUAUUCUUUCUCAAUGGAAUCUGAAACUGAUGGCUAUAAACUCCAUAUUAGUAAUUUCAUCAAUGGAGGUGCAGGGGAUUCUCUGGCAACUAACAAUGGACAGAAAUUCACCACCUUUGAUAAAGACCAGGAUUCACAUGCAAGUGGAAACUGUGCUAAAUCCUACCUUGGGGGAUUUUGGUACAGUCAGUGCCACCAUGCUAACCCUAAUGGAAUAUACCUGUGGGGACGUGACGGCACCUAUUAUGCCAUUGGAAAUGUGUGGCAACAUUGGAAAGGCUAUGAUUAUGGUCUCAAGUACAUCUCUAUGAAGAUCAGACCCGUGUCUGUUGCACAAUCAUGA
Molecule: messenger RNA, 573 nt
Organism: Neoarius graeffei (lesser salmon catfish)
Lineage: Eukaryota; Metazoa; Chordata; Actinopteri; Siluriformes; Ariidae
Product: microfibril-associated glycoprotein 4-like
Exons: 3
Coding region: 1-573 (190 amino acids)
Biological process (GO): elastic fiber assembly
Source: RefSeq, a predicted model, not a curated record